Molecule: messenger RNA, 1065 nt
Organism: Hymenoscyphus albidus
Lineage: Eukaryota; Fungi; Ascomycota; Leotiomycetes; Helotiales; Helotiaceae
Source: the annotation of a GenBank genome assembly
AUGGCUCCAAAGUCCAGGAGAGCCUAUGAAUAUGACGACGAAGCAUCGACAUCUUCUGGUUCUAAUUCGGAAUAUGAAGGUACAGAUGUCUUGCAGACAGCUUUGCGAGAUAAAGAGGAAGCGCUUGUACAGUCCGCGCUUGCUCGUAUUCGCAAAGCUCGAGAAAAAGGAAAAAAGGAUGUAAAACUUAAUCAGGAUGAAUUGGAUGCGCUGGAGAACAGACGAAAACGGAUGGAGGCUGCUGCCGCAAAAUCACAAAAGAGCGGUGCAAGUAGCAUGGAGAAGAAAAAGAGUAAAAAGGUCACUGUCUCUAUCGCUUCUAUCGACCCUAACAUUCCGACAAAGACGAAAAGCAAAUCGAAACGGGAUACCUCGCAAUCAAGGUCGUCAGUGUCGAAUCCACCAGGAAUCCUCAUUGCUGGCCCUGAUGGACCGGUAUAUGCUCCAGUUGGCUACUAUCCACCCAAUAGCUCAAGUCGUGGUUCACCGAGUCGUGCUCGAUCAACAUCUAUCCAGCAGCCUCCGCCCUUAUAUCCUUCGCCUCUUUCCAAUCGUCAUUUUUCAGAUGGUAUGCGUCCCACAUCAUCUUCAAGCACUAGCUCUCGCCGUCCUGUGCCGGACGACGAAGGCUGGGUGCCUGGUAGCUCUCGACGCAGCUCUAUUUCCUCCCAAAAUUACCAAAUCGACCCUUUUGAAUACCAAACUUCUUCAGCACAUCCACCUAGGAUUCCUGACCAUUUCUUUCAGCAUCAACAACAAGGCCGUCGAAAUAACUCUGGUCCUUCAGAGGUCUCUUAUUCGAUGGUUCGACGUAGUCCACCCGCUGGAAAUGGAUAUCCCGUUUCCUCUCGAGGACCUGCCUCCGACCCUGCUUUAAGAAAUCGUGGCUCUUAUCGUGACGAACUUGCGAACAGUUCUUCCUCGGAUCAGAGUGACGAACUUGGAAACGGGGCUCAGGUCUCUCCUGAGGAGCGGGAUCCGACGCCUCCGAAGGAAUCACGGGAAUCAAGGAAUGUUAGUAGGAAGCCUGUUGGGUCAUCUGGGAGGAAAAAGGGGAGAAGAUGA